AUGAAUAUCUACAAGUUUCCUCUGUGUGUUGAUUUGAUACACUCACAGGAUAUCCCUUGCAAUCUACAAAGUUCUAAUGGCCCAGUGAAGAAGUCUAUGCGAGAGAAGGCUGUGGAACGCAGGAACAUUAAUAAGGAGCACAACAGUAACUUUAAAGCAGGAUACAUCCCAAUUGAUGAAGACCGUCUCCAUAAGACAGGAUUACGUGGCCGGAAAGGCAACUUGGCCAUUUGUGUGAUUGUUCUUCUCUUUAUUUUGGCUGUCAUCAACCUGAUUAUCACCCUGGUUAUUUGGGCAGUGAUUCGCAUCGGUCCCAAUGGUUGUGACAGUAUGGAGUUCCAUGAGAGUGGCUUGCUCCGGUUUAAGCAAGUUUCUGACAUGGGUGUUAUACAUCCCUUGUAUAAAAGCACUGUAGGAGGCAGACGUAAUGAAGACUUGGUGAUCACUGGAAAUAAUCAGCCUAUUGUAUUUCAGCAAGGAACAACCAAGCUCAGUGUGGAAAAAGACAAAACCUCUAUUACCAGUGAUAUUGGCAUGGAAUUUGUUGACCCACGGACACAAAAUACCUUGUUUAGCACAGACUAUGAAACUCAUGAGUUUCAUCUGCCAAAUGGAGUUAAAAUCCUGAAUGUUCAGAAGGCUUCUACAGAGAGGAUUACCAGCAACGCGACCAGUGAUCUAAACAUAAAGGUCGAUGGCCGUGCUAUCGUCCGUGGAAACGAAGGUGUUUUCAUCACAGGCAAGACCAUUGAGUUUCGAAUGGGGGGUAACAUGGAACUUAAAGCAGAAAACAGCAUUAUCCUGAAUGGAACUGUGAUGGUCAGCCCAUCACGACUGCCAAGUUCUUCUUAUGGGGAACAGUUUAAUAAUGGCAAUUGGCUGCGUUUCAAGCUCUGCAUGUGUGCAGAUGGGACACUGUUCAAGGUCCAGGUGACAGGUUAUAACAUGGGUUGUCAGACUCCUGUCAAUCCAUGCGGAGCCACGCACUGAAACCCAAACCAGUACCAGGAGAGUUCUCUUCUGUGUUUACAUGUAUUUGUAUGAAGUAAUUGCAUGCCUUCAAGGAUUUCUGGUUUUACAGCAGUUUAUACUAACGUUUGUUACAUAAUAUUUUUAAACAAAGGCUGUGAUGUUCAGCAGUAUUAUGUCACCAUCCUGUUAGCCAUAAUAGUGGCACUGCUGUAGUAAGCUUUCUGUCUACAUGUGUACUGAAGUACCUUCCUGAGUUGGGAUCAGUAGAAUAUAUUUCAAGAAUGUGAUCUUAG
Nestor notabilis (Kea) is the source of this 1265-nucleotide messenger RNA. RefSeq names its product sarcoglycan, beta (43kDa dystrophin-associated glycoprotein) (gene SGCB). NCBI's taxonomy places the organism in Eukaryota, Metazoa, Chordata, Aves, Psittaciformes, Psittacidae. The record is from RefSeq and is a predicted model, not a curated record. Gene Ontology annotation, cellular component: sarcolemma; sarcoglycan complex. Gene Ontology annotation, biological process: muscle organ development. The transcript is spliced from 6 exons. Bases 1 to 990 code for a protein of 329 amino acids.